GCGAUGAGUCAGUCCUGAGGUGGAUAUUGUAAUAUCUUGAGAUUGUCAAGUGUCUCUCUUCACUUUGUGUUUACAUGCUGUAACUUACAGUAAAUAUAUGUAUUUUUCUUUCAUUUGAAAACACUGAUGAGGAUAAAAUGAAUUUUCUAAAUUACUGCUGUCAGCAGCAGAAGAGAAAGGAGAGGCGACGAUACCUUCAGCAGGUUGAUGAACCGAUGAUACCUGCGUCAGAAUCUCCAAAAGUGACACCAGUUUUGGAUCAUUCGGUUAUUAGAUCAUCGUCGACGUCAGAUAGCAUAAAUAGUGCGUACAUAACCAUGAUAUCAGGUCAGUGUGGAACUCCUCAUCAAGACAUGAUGUUUGCAGUUCUACACAACGACAAAAUCGGUCUCCAGAGGCUGAUUGAAAAGGAGGAAGCAAUCAACUCGUGGACCGAAAUUUUCCAAUUUGUUAAUCAUAGUCAAAGAACAAUUACUCCUAUGGAAUUAGCCUGUAUGCUUGGUUAUAUAGAUUUAGUACAGCUUUUCCUGGACAAUGGUUGUAGUCCAAAUCUCCCUACCACAGCAGGGAGACUUAUCCAUACAAUUAUGGAUACAUUGAAGUCUGGUAAAAUGGACUUGAAAGAAGGACAAUCAUUGGUGAAGAGAUUAUGUACUGAAGGUUGUAAUGUGAAUAUUAUUGGUCAAAAUCACAAGACGCCAAUUCUUUUGGCCGCAGAACUUGGCAAUGUGGAGAUAAUGAAGACACUUUUGUCAGUUGUUGACCCAGCAGUAUUACACCAUGGAGAUGUUCCUAACGGAUUCACCCCUCUACACAUGUCUGCCAUGAGAGGGGACUUGGACUGUGUUCUCGUAAUGCUUAAGUACUGUACCCCUCGUACUGUGAACAGCACUGACUGUAAAGGUUACACACCCGUGAAGCUGGCACUGGUCUCUAUGUAUAAGAAUGUCACAUAUAUGAAUAACCUCAUCAAAGUCUCAAAGAAUGGAACCAAUGAAUCUUCACAGCUACAACAGUUGAGACAGUUACAAUAUCAGUCAGUGGCAAUCAUUGAAGCACUUCUUCUGCAUGGUGCUGAAAUAAAUAAUCAGUCGGAAUGUUACAGGAACACAUUGCUGUACCAGGCCCUGGAACUUGUCUGUAAGGACGAGACAUGUGAGAAAUUCAGACAUGACAAAUAUAGCCACACAAUGCAGUUGAUUGCUUCAACAAAAUUACAAGAUCUCAACCAUGCCAUUGUAGGAAAUGAUUCUGAAGAUAACAACAAACAGAAAACUGUGACAGCAUCACCAUAUUCUGGAAUUGUUCGUCUGUUUGUUCUGUAUGGAGCAGAUCCAAUUCAAAGCAAGGAUGUUUGGCAACUGAGUUUUGUGAUGAGAGACCGAACAGAAGUGCAGCAACUCAUCGAUGAGGUUUUUUAUUUCUGGGAGAACAAUGUAAAUGAUGGACCUCCGAAGUUAAUUCAACUAAGCAAACAAGUUAUAAGGACAGUUUUAGCGAGAUGCCAAACCCUUCACAGAAUGGAUGACCUCCCCCUUCCUCCGUCCCUCAAUGCAUUCAUCAAACUUCAGUGUCUCUGAACGAGUGCAAUCAAUCAAAUCUGAAUGCAUACAGUUAAUGCAAAUUUUCCUACAAUGUUAUUAUAUUGAUCUGAUCCACAAAAGCCAUUUGCUUGCCUGCCUAUUGACUAAAAUGUCCAAAGUUUUAAUAAAAUCUCCUUUUCGAUGAUCAUCACCAAAUAUCUUACUGCAGUUAUUUAAAGUUGUCCCUUUGCAUGUUUUAAUUUAGAUUCAUGAAUUGAUGUUUACUUUAAUGAGAAAAUUAUUUUAACGCAUUUAAAAAAAAUGUCAACAAAAAGAAAAUUUAACAAGUUGUUUCUUUUUAAUGUUGGUAUUAUUCAAAGAAACCUUUUUGUUAAAAUUAUUGUGAUGAAAAUAUUUGAUUGAAACUGAAAGACAUGUUUUUUGCCUGUUCCCACUGUAUAGUUUCAAUGUAACAAACAAAAUGAGACAUGACAGUAUUACCUGCAGCAACUUCAAAAUUUGAAGUCAAUAGGCUAGACUACAUAAAAUAUUAAUCAGAUCAAUUAUGUUUUUAAACCUUUGUCAACUUUCAUUCACUGAACCUUAUUGAAUGUUAAAUGAGCUGAAUGGAAAAGAAGAUAUUUUUUCUAUGAAAUUUGCUAAUUAUUUGCAAAUUAGCCUCUUUAUUUGAUGGAAAGUUGGUUAAUUAAUAUAUGGUAGCUAUAUGUAUAUUUUAUUUGCAGUUUUGGAUGUUGUUACUGGAUAUUUAUGUUAAGGAUGCAUGCUAUGCAUACCUAUAACUGUUUCAUGAAUCUCUUUCCAAGAAGAGUUCCACACACAUAAGAAACUUAUGAGAAUGCUAUUUGAUAGUGACUUAGUUAAUUAAUGAAAAAUACACAAGCAUAGAGUUAUUAGUUAAUUAAGCACUAAAUAAAGUGGAUUUUUUGAAGGGAAAUAACUCUGAUGUGAAAAUUGAGAGAUCUACAAAGAAAUAAGUUUUUCAGUAACUUCUAUUUGAAAAAAAAAAACAAUUGGCAAAAUUUUGUAAAAUUGCAUGAGAUAUUAAUAAGAAAAUACGGGUUUGAACAAGCAAAAAUCAGAAGUGAACCAGUCAUUAUGGAAUGCAGCCUGUUCUUCAUGAAAAUCCUGCAGUAUUACAAAAAGUGCUGAAGGGAGUUAAUUCUUACAGAAAACAAUUGUGUUUGUGUAAUAAAAUGCCUAUGAGAACAAAAAUAACCCUAAAACAUGACAAAAUCUUUAUGUGUUUCCAGCGUUUAAUGCAUUAUAUUCUUAAAAUUAUUUGAAGAUUUAGUGAUGUGAAUAACCAUAUUUUAAUUUCAUUUUAUGUUAAAAUACUCAUUAUUUUGAUGUGUCACAACUUACCUCCCCUUACCAAAAUGCUAUCUAUCGACCUAUACUUGGUAACCUACAUAUGUACUGAAUUUAUUAAAUCUAUUCAAUGCUGCCAUCAUUUAUCCUAAUAUACCUAAAAUCAAUCAAGAAACUAUACAGAAUACCCAUCUAAAAUAUAAACUACAAUUUGAUAUUCAAACAUAUACAUAUUAAACAAUGUUGAUUUUUUUAUUAAAUGUCUUUGCAUAUACAGUGUAAUUAAAAUACACCUGUAAAGCGAAGUAACCUAUUACUAUCUUUUAACCUAGAAACCCCCAAAUAUACAAUUGCCUUUCAGGAUUCCAAAGUGAUAAACAUGUUUCAUUUGCUUCCAUUUCCACUUUAAAAUUUCCUUUUAGAUAUUUACUUUUUUUAAAGAAAAGGAGAAUCCCAGUGCAUCAUAAUCAAUUUUUUUCUUCUAAAUAUUUUUUAGAUUUUGAAUUUUAUUUUUCAAUACUACAAAAUAAUAAAGUAACUAGUUAGGUAUACUGUUAGCUUGAGUUUCCUCAGGCCCUGCCACCAGACCUGGACAUUGAAACUAGACAUCUAUCUGUCAAAAUGUCUAAGGCUGGUGUCAGGGGCAGAGGAAACUCAGACUAAGGUACUGUUUUCAACAUAAAUAUAAAAUAAAAGCCCUUGGCAUUUAUCAAUUUUUCAAAAUUUGUAUGAUUGCAAUAUUGAUCCUUUACAAUUUUGCCAAAGAUCAACAAAGCAUUGUAAAAUACUUGACACAUUUUUCAAGUAAGUCAGUAAAUUCUGAAGAACGGAUAUUAAGCACUAGGACCAGAAGUAGAAUAUUAUUGUCUUUCUUUCUUUCAUGUUGUUGCAUGUAGAUAUUGUUCCUGAGCAAGAAAUAUGCAAAUUUGUGUAAAUUCAAAUGCAGCUAAAUAGUUAAGGCAUUUUAACUAAUACAUAUAUUAGUAUUCCUGAAAAUAUGUUUGAACUACACAAAUCUGAAACCUCCGCUCAUUUGUACAUAAGAUGAACAGUUACUAUACCACAAAACUGAACUAACCUAGGGAUCCCUGUACCACUGCCAAAAGCUGUAAUUAUACGCAUAGGAAACUGUUUUUUAGGCAAGACUGUAGCUUUGAUAAAUCAUUUCUGAAAAGAAAACCAUACCUUUUGGAACUAAUUAAGGUGGAAGAGAUCAAAGAUAAUCAACAAUGUUCCGAGUGUAAAAGUUUUACCAGGGGUAGAGCUAGUGCAAAUAUUAAUACCCGGACUAUAUAAAAUCUAUCUCGUCGUUAGAAGCGACAUUAUCACAGCUAGAUUAGAGCGAGAUCCGAACCCUGAACCCUGAACCACGAACUCUUAUAAUGUUGCUCUAACUGACUGAGCUACAUGUAUCUUGUCAAUGGAAGUGUCCUGGCCCCACUUAGUAACAGAUAUAUACCGAAAGAAAUUAAAGGGAGUUUAAUUUUGUAUAAACGAAAAACCAUAGUGCAGUCGGACAGGGAUCCUUAAAUUAUCAGUUAUGUUACAUUAUGUUUUUGUAUAAAUGAACAAAUGAUUUUUGAUAUGCUUUUCAUUGUUAAAGCCUGUAGCCAGUGGCUCAAAUGUUCAUGACAUUUUGAAAAAGGGAGAUAAUCUGACAUUUCUUCCUUCGAAAAGAUACUGUAUUUAGAUGAAUAUAUGUAA
Mizuhopecten yessoensis (Yesso scallop) is the source of this 4556-nucleotide messenger RNA. RefSeq lists its product as uncharacterized. The record is from RefSeq and is a predicted model, not a curated record. The transcript has a single exon. Bases 138 to 1580 code for a protein of 480 amino acids. NCBI's taxonomy places the organism in Eukaryota, Metazoa, Mollusca, Bivalvia, Pectinida, Pectinidae. Gene Ontology annotation, molecular function: protein binding.